Cryptomeria japonica (Japanese cedar) is the source of this 4634-nucleotide messenger RNA. RefSeq names its product ABC transporter G family member 35. Gene Ontology annotation, molecular function: ATP binding; ATP hydrolysis activity; ABC-type transporter activity. Gene Ontology annotation, cellular component: membrane. The record is from RefSeq and is a predicted model, not a curated record. Lineage: Eukaryota; Viridiplantae; Streptophyta; Pinopsida; Cupressales; Cupressaceae. The coding region runs from base 78 to 4421 and encodes 1447 amino acids. The transcript is spliced from 24 exons.
UGGUCCCUUAGAAAAAAGUAGCAGUAUAAGAAGCUAUAAAGUACUAUACAACUGUAGUUUUAGCAUAGUUUAGGACAAUGGCACAUCGUUUAUCAACAGAUGACAUAGAGUCAUUCAGAGAGGAAUUGGCUGAAGUGGGAAGGAGCAUGAGACUGAUAAGUAGUAAUCGUCUGAGCUUCAGAAGCAAGAGGCACAGUAGCAUCUUCAGUCAAGCAUCCUCUUCCCGAUUCAAUGAAGGAGAAGAUGCUAUAGAUGAUGAGGAGGCCCUACAUUGGGCGGCCAUAGAAAGACUUCCAACCUAUGAUAAAAUCAGAGCAUCUAUCCUCAAGGACUAUGAUGAGGAUGGCAUAGUCACAAACAGGCAUAUUGUGGAUGUCAGGCAUCUCAAGCCUCUGCAGAGGCAUCUGCUUAUUGAGAAAUUGAUCAAGGACAUAGAGAAAGACAAUGAAAAAUUACUUAAGAAGCUCAGAAAACGAAUAGACAAAGUGGGCAUAGAGAUGCCAACAGUGGAAGUCAGAUACCAAAACUUGACCGUUGAUGCAAAUUGCCUCAUUGGUAGUAGAGCCCUUCCAACACUUUGGAACGUUGUCAGAAAUAGUUUUGAGGUUAUCCUGGACAGUGUGCAUCUUUCGCCAUCGGAGAAAGUAAAAUUUACUAUUCUAAAAGAUGUCAGUGGUGUACUCAAGCCUUCACGGUUUACCCUUCUGUUAGGUCCACCAGGGUGUGGAAAAACAACCUUGCUCCAGGCUCUUUCAGGGAAAUUGGACCCAAAAUUGAAGAUGAAAGGCCAUAUCUCAUACAAUGGAUUCAAAUUUAAUGAAUUUGUCCCUCGAAAGACAUCUGCUUACAUCAGCCAAUAUGAUUUGCAUAUUCCAGAAAUGACAGUUAGAGAGACAUUUGAUUUCUCAGCUCGUUGCCAAGGAGUGGGUAGCAGGCAUGAACUCCUCUUGGAACUCGGAAAAAGAGAAAAAGAAGCGGGGAUACUUCCUGAAGCGGAUAUAGACACAUAUAUGAAAGCAGUUUCAAUUGAGGGGCUGGCAGGAAAUCUUCAAACAGAUUAUAUUUUGAAGAUCCUUGGUUUGGAUAUUUGUUCAGACAUCAAGAUUGGUAAUGCCAUGGUACGAGGGAUUUCAGGAGGGCAGAGGAAAAGGGUAACAACUGGGGAAAUGAUUGUAUCUCCAAUGAAAACUCUCUUCAUGGAUGAUAUAUCAAGUGGCUUGGAUAGUUCCACUACAUUUCAGAUUGUGAAGUGCCUUCAACAUUUUGCUCACAUUAUGAAGGCAACUAUAUUGAUAUCACUCCUCCAACCAGCACCUGAGACAUUUAGUCUCUUUGAUGAUAUCAUCUUAAUGUCAGAAGGGCAGAUAGUGUACCAUGGGCCCCGCGAUCAUGCACUAGAGUUCUUUGAAAACUGUGGCUUCAAGUGCCCUGAACGCAAGGACACUGCAGAUUUUCUCCAGGAGGUUACCUCUCGAAAGGAUCAAGAACAGUAUUGGUACAACAGGGAAAAGCCAUAUGUAUACUUUACAGUAGGGCAGUUUUCUCAGAGAUUCAAACAAUUCCAUGUUGGACAAGCGCUGUCAAAAGAACUGUUGAAACCUUAUGAUAAGUCCAAAAGCCACAAGGAUGCUCUGUCUUUCAGCAAAUAUUCACAUACGAAAUGGGAAUUGUUCAAGAUAUGUUUUGACCGAGAAUGGCUACUUAUGAAGCGAAACUCAUUUAUUUAUAUAUUCAAGGCAGCACAACUUCUUGUUAUAGCAUUUAUCGCAAUGACAGUCUUCCUUCGGACAAACAUGAAAGUUGACUUGGAGCAUGGAAAUUAUUAUCUAGGAGCUCUUUUUUUCUCACUCAUAUUUCUGAUGUUUAAUGGUUUCGCGGAGCUAACCAUGACACUGGUUCGGCUUCCUAUAUUUUACAAACAAAGGGAUCUUUUCUUCUUUCCAGCAUGGGCUUACACUCUUCCAGGAUUUGUUUUGAAGAUUCCACUCGCAUUGAUGGAGUCAUUUAUUUGGACCUCAACUACUUACUAUGUGAUUGGUUACUCCCCAGAAGCUAGCAGGUUUUUUCGUCAAUUUCUUGUAUUCUUUGCUCUGCAUCAAAUGGCAAGCUCGUUGUUUCGUGCAAUUGCUGGAUUAUGUCGAACCGUAGCCAUUGCUAACACUGGAGGUGCAUUUACAAUAUUGAGUGUCUUGACUGUUGGUGGAUUCCUAAUUCCAAGACCUUCUAUUCCAAAAUGGUGCCGAUGGGCAUACUGGAUUUCCCCUUUCUCCUAUGCAGAGACUGCAAUUACAGUCAAUGAAUUUCUUGCUCCACGUUGGGAAAAGUUGUCUUUUCAAAACACCAGCCUUGGUGUGCAUAUUCUGGAAAAUCGUGCACUUUUUCAUGAAGAUAAAUUUUAUUGGAUAGGCAUUGGAAGUUUGAUUGGAUUUACACUAUUAUUCAACUUUGCAUACACCAUUGCUUUGACAUAUUUGAACCCAAUUGUCCAGUCACAAACUGUAAUUUCUCGAGAAGAGGCCUUUGAUGAAAGCAAAAGAUUCCAUCAAGGCUCUGAUUCUGCCAGAUUUAUAGAUGCAAAACGUGGAAUGAUAUUACCUUUCCAGCCUUUAUCAAUCGUCUUCAAAGAUAUCCAGUAUUUUGUUGACAUGCCUGUGGAAAUGAAACAAGAGGGAGUGACAGAGGAAAGGCUUCAACUACUGAGAGAUGUGACAGGAGCUUUUAGGCCAGCAGUUUUGACAGCUUUAAUGGGUGUCAGUGGAGCUGGAAAGACAACAUUAAUGGAUGUUCUUGCAGGAAGAAAGACUGGAGGUUAUAUUGAGGGGGACAUACGAAUCUCAGGAUUCCCGAAAGUGCAAGAAACAUUUGCCCGAAUAUCAGGUUACUGUGAGCAGAAUGACAUCCACUCUCCACAAGUUACUGUUCAUGAGUCACUGCUUUACUCAGCUUGGUUACGCCUUGCACCUGAAAUAGAUUCCGAGACCAAGAAGCAUUUUGUGCAGGAAGUCAUGCAGCUAGUUGAAUUAGAUGAUUUGCAAGAUGCUCUUGUAGGUGUUCCUGGCGUUACUGGUUUAUCUACAGAACAGCGCAAAAGAUUGACAAUAGCAGUGGAGCUUGUCGCGAAUCCUUCAAUCAUAUUCAUGGAUGAGCCCACCUCCGGUUUAGAUGCUCGGGCUGCUGCUAUAGUAAUGCGCGCAGUGCGGAAUACAGUUGAUACAGGUCGGACAGUAGUAUGCACUAUUCACCAGCCAAAUACUGGCAUUUUUGAAUCAUUUGAUGAGUUGUUGUUAAUGAAGCGAGGAGGUGAAAUCAUUUAUGCUGGUGCAUUAGGUCACCAUUCAAAAAAUGUCAUAGAUUACUUUGAGGCUAUAGCAGGUGUUCCGAAGAUCAGGGAUAAGUAUAAUCCUGCAACAUGGAUGUUAGAGGUAACCUCUGUGGCUGUUGAGCAGCAACUUGGUAUAGACUUCGCUCAGAUCUACAGAGAAUCAAGUCUUUGUAGGGAAAAUAUUCAGCUAGUUCAGGAGUUAAGCACCCCUGUUUCUGAUGCCAAGGACCUUUGUUUUUCAACUCAGUAUGCACAGAACACUCGGAAGCAAUUUACGAGCUGCCUAUGGAAGCAGUUUUGGGCAUAUUGGCGAAGUCCUGGUUACAAUUUGGUCCGCUUUUCUAUCACUUUUGCCUCAGCAUUGCUCUUUGGUACCAUCUACUGGCAACAAGGGGCAAAAAUAGACACCGAAGGAGACUUGCUCAAGAUGAUGGGAGCCAUGUAUGCUGCAAAUGUAUAUUUAGGAGUAACUAAUUGCUCCUCUGUACAACCUGUUGUCGAUGUAGAGCGCCAGGUUUUCUAUAGAGAAAGGGCAGCUGGAAUGUAUUCUGGCAGUGUAUAUGCUUGGGCACAGGUAGUGGUAGAAUUCCCAUAUGCCCUUUUACAAGCAAUCAUCUAUGGGCUUAUCACUUAUUCAAUGAUGGGCUACCACUGGUCUGCAGAUAAAUUUUUCUGGUACAUAUUUGCAUCUUUCUGCACUUUUCUCUACUUCACAUACUACGGGAUGCUGGCAGUCUCGAUCAGUCCAAAUGCUCAAGUUGCAGCCAUUCUUGCAUCUGCAUUUUAUUCUAUCUUCAAUCUUUUCGCAGGCUUCCUUAUACCACAACCUCAAAUUCCUGGCUGGUGGGUAUGGUACUACUGGAUUUGCCCAACUUCCUGGACCCUGAAUUGUCUCAUUACUUCCCAGUAUGGAGAUAUGACAAAGCAGAUAAGAAUCAAUGACAACUCUCAACAAUCAAUCAAAGGCUUCGUAAAAGAUUAUUUUGGAUUUCACCACGAUAUGCUGGGUGUUGUGGCUGCAGUUUUGGUGAUCUUCCCUGUAUUUUUUGCAACUUUGUUUGCCAUUAGCCUUACCAAAACCAAUUUUCAGAAGAGAUGAUGCCAAUACUUGAAAAAAGCAACAGCCAUUUAGAGAAUUUUUUAUUCCAGAUAAAUUUAAUAUUCUGUCCUAUCUCAUCCUACCACCUAUGUACUAGGACACAUUAUUAUUUGCUUCAGGAUAACCUUGGUAAUUUGUAUAUCAUGCUUUUUACUGGGUUUAAAACCCAAUCAUGAUGGUUAGAAACAAGUUCGUUCUAAUGAAUGGCAUAUA